Molecule: messenger RNA, 8735 nt
Organism: Paramuricea clavata
Lineage: Eukaryota; Metazoa; Cnidaria; Anthozoa; Malacalcyonacea; Plexauridae
Source: the annotation of a GenBank genome assembly
AUGUCAGUAACACUUGUACGAUUUGGCGGGUUUUCUAAAGUAAAGGUAUAAUUCUACUGACGUGAAUACAUUCAGGCAUGCGGGUUUUCUGGAAUCCGAAAUUCAGUAUAUUUACAAGUCUAACAGUAACAUGUAUAUGAUUGUAUCAGGAAGUAUUGCAAAAUUUAAACAUUGCAAAUAAUUGGGAAGUCUAAACGGUGUGACACGUGGACACAUGCUGUUAAACUAUCAAACUAAUUAAGUGUUUGGACUUUCAAAAUUAUUCUCGAGAUAAAUUUCUGCUGUGAUGCUUUGUCCUAUAGUAUAGUUUCAAAAUUUGGCUUAAUUUUGGUUCAUGAUAUUAAGCUUAUAACUCUCAUUAUUUUCAUAAUAAACUUUCACAAUAAUAUAAGACGUCGCCAACACAAAAUCAUAUUCUUGACUGUUUUCACAUGUAACUUUUUAGUAAUCUGCGCACAAAACAUUUUGUUCAGAAUUCAAGCUUGGCAUUCCCGACACUACUUGCGGCAAUUAGCCAGGGAUCCUUUGCAGCCUUAUAUUAAACUGAGCAAACCGAGAUUUUUUCCCAAUAUACUUCUUCUGCAGAGGCUUGUAUAGUCUUUAUGUGGUGCAUUCCCAAUUAUGUGAGCAUUUCCUAGUAUUCCGAGAAAGUGAAAAUGAAACAUAAACAACUGUCUAUUACCUAUUUGACAAAUAGAUAGCAUUUUGUCUUUAUCUGUUCAGUUAUAGAUACACAGUAUGAUGUUUGUGAUGUUACCGUGAGUGUAUAUCCAAACCGGGCGAUAUACACUCAGAGUAUAUACACUCAGAGUAACAUCACAAACAUCAUAUUCACCUGAGUACACAACACCAACACAGAAAAAAUGAUACACAGUAUAUCACGCAGGCAUGAUCUAUACAAACACAUUCAAACCUUAAUUGAAUUAGCUGCAUAUCUCCCAGAGUUUAUCCCUCUAUGGGCAAUUAAUAAUAUAUUAUCGUACAAUUAGACACAUUCCACAAUUCUCUUUUACAAUAUGGUUACUAUUUUCGUAGUGCAUGGUUUCUAAAGUAGAUGGAUUGUGCCCAAAAUACCAAUACUACGCCCCUCUCAUCAAGCAUAGCCUAUUUUUUAUGUUUAGAACACACCUACAAGCAAUGGUUUAUAAAAUUGAUUGUAUUCCUACACCUACUGUAUUUAUGAACUCUGCUGUUUACUUUAGGUCGAGCUGUCAACGCACACUGGUUUCAUGGGAGGUUUAGACAAGAACCAAUCAACUGGCACUACGGCUGUUUAUUACGCAAAUUCGACUGUUGAAGUUAUGUUUCAUGUGGCAACAAGAAUGCCUGUGUCUUCUGAUGAAGGCGGGUUUAUUAAGAAGGUGCGUGCAGGCAAGAAUAGUCUGUCAAGAUAUGAUGGUCUAGAAUCCCUGCAAAUUUCACAAAGGCACAAAAUAGAAGACUUUUGUUUGAUGUUGAACUGUACCCUUACCGUGCACAAAUCCUUUAUCUCCACUUCAUUAAACAUUAUUCAUCGUCGUUGCACAUUGGACCAAUACAAUGAGGUCAAUCACCGUGACCGUCCAUAAAUUAACAUAAACUCAGACAAAAACAUAACACACUGACUUCUGUUCAGUUUCCAAUUCGCCUUAAUAAAAAAGAUGGCGGCUGUCGAUCUACCCACAAUGCAUUGCAGUCGGAAAUGAUUUAAAACAACAGUUAAACGUUUUUUAAAUAACACACAAAAGACAAGACGUCAGUUAUUCCUAUCUGUUAAAGUUUCAUGUCCUUGUCUGUUUUUCUUGUCACUCUUUUUUUGCUGAUUUAUGCUUGCUGCACGCAAAGGAUUGUAGGUAGAUCGACAUGCCGACAUCUUUUUUAUUAUGGCGAAUUCCAGACCAUCAUAUCUCGAUAGAAAAUGAUGCAAGAAAUUUGUUUUCUAUCUUGAUUAAGGACGGAUUUUCAUUUUCAAGAAGGAGUGGAAACAUUUCUCGUAGGGUGCAAGCGGCACCACUGAGCGAGCUUCAAGGACAUUGGCAAUAAAAAAAUUAGUUUAGUUUAUUUGAAAGAACUCUUAGAACUAUAUAUUAAAUUCUAUUACAGAUUGUUUAUAUCUUGCUUAGUUUUCAAAAUAUUUCGACUGAAAAAAGUGAGCUGUUCGCCAUCUUGGAUUAUUGAGGAUAUGCAUAUUACGUCAAGAGAGGGGUCACGCUAAUUUUUUAUCUUGAGAGUAAGCGAUCAAUAUGGGUCCAAAACUUCGUUUCUGGUUGCUGUCAGAAAUUUAGAAAUGAUUAAAAACAAUUCAAACAAUUUUCGAUUGUUAUUCGGUCAUUUUCGAGUAGUUUUAUAUGGUUAACCCAACUCCUGACGUCAUCAAAACCAUAGUUAAUGAGGUAAAGAAUUUUUCCAAGAUGGCGGAAUGCUCAUUAAUUUCGGUCGAAAUAUUUCGAGAACUAAGCAAGAUAUGACAAAUCGGUAAUAGAGUUUAAUAUAUAAUUUCAAGAGUUCUUUUGAAUGAGACAUACUAAUUUUGUAUUGCCAAUGUCCUUUCAGCGGAGUUGCGCGUUAGGGUUAAUAACAAAAUAGUAGGGGUGAAGCGAAAUUUUGAGUGGGUUGAACACUUUAUAAGAGGGGUUAGCGAGAUUCUAGGGGUGUUGGUUAACCCUCCUAACCCCCCCCCCAGUAAAUCCGCCCAUGACCUUGAUUACUUGUACCAAUGGUAAACUGUUGAAAAGGCGGUUAUUUAGUUUGAGAAAAAAAUGAGGCACAUUGGUUUGUUCGUGUGCCUCACUGUGUGAUCUCGAAACUAGAACUGGAUGGAGAAUCCGCUAUCAUGCACGCAGUGUAUAAAUGCAGCCAAUGGCGGCCAUAUUUCUGUGACCAUCGCAAGUUAGAAGAGAUUCAUAUACUUUGUUUGCAGUGACAUAAUUUUGGGAUUUCAUUUGACGGGCAGGUAUAACAAAAAACGGCUAUUCUGAUGUAUUGAUCGCGUUUACAGACAGUUUAAGGCUCAAAAGAUGAAUUACCGUUCAGCCUUCCUGCUACAACCAUUCUGAUAGGAGAAGAAUCGUCCACAAGUUGUUUGAUUGCCCGUCAUUUGGAUGAAAAGUGACGUGAUUGCAAACAAUUUUGAUAGCACUAGGCGGAUAAAAUUUAAAUUCAUUUUGAUUUUGUUUUGAUUUUCAGUUUUGUUUUCAUUUUGAUUUUCAUUUACUUUAAAUUGUUUUUAAAUUUAAUUUUGUUUUGAAAAAAUAUUGCAUUUUUAAAUGACAUUACAUUAUAUUUUGUUUCAAAUAUUAACAAGAAAAUGAAUGGUAGCGAUCGGCCACCAUAGUAUGGUGUGUCAUCAGCGGCCGGGUUCGAUUCCUGCAAUAUGCAGUUGUCAAUAUUAGAGAUUUUUCUCCGGGUACAUCGCGGUUUUCUCCUGGAUUAAAACCCCGGUCAACCGAGGAUUGACGAGAGUUGAAUGAGUGUUCCAACUCUGAGAUGAGAUGAGAGACUUUAUUUACCGAGGAUAACACCUAACAGUAUUACAAAUGUACUGAUAAACUCGCUCGCUUAAAGUUUGUAAUGUUUCGUACAAAGAAUACAGGCUGCUUUGGUGAAACCAUGCAGACUUGAAAGCAUGCCGAAUUAUGAAAUUAAAAAGCAAAAAGUCGAGAAGGGCCAUUCAAUCUGUAAUAGGCGUACCCUGCGAGCAAAGUCCUCUCAUAUUUCUUCUCGGCAUGGCACGGAGACUUUGGUUAAUGAGAGACUUUAUUUACCGAGUGUAACACCUGACAUUGUUACAAAUGUACUGAUAAACUCGCUCGCAUUUGACCAGGGCUUCUCGACUCUCUUGCACUCUCAUAAACCCUCGUCAACUUUGAGCUGAUUCAAAUUUGAAUUGCAACUGAAGGACUUUGAGGGCAAUUCCGUACUGCAGAAAUUGCUCCCCAGAAUAAUUAGCUGUGUAAAAAUCUGGAAUAACAGUUCAGAAUGUGCUGCCAAUCGGAGUUUCCACUGCGCAUCCAAAUGACGCGUUCUGCGCGGGGCUAAAUUGCAGUAGAACUAUAUAACAUGUAGCUGAGACUGAAAGAAUUAGAACAUGCAUAUCAAAAUAUUCAAUCAUCAUUUGAAUACUGUUCAAUCAUCAUUUAAAUACGCAAAAAGUUGCUUAAAGGACAAUUAGUUUCCGCACGGUAGGCUCGCUUUAAAUGAGAAAAUAUAUUCCCCUUCUAGAGACAAUUCCAACUUUUAAUUUAUGCGCGCAGGGGGUGACGGGAAGUAAGGGAUCAUAUUGCACAUUGCUGAUUAUGCUAAAAAUUUUCAACAAAAACUACCGAAACAACCGACGUAUUUCAAUACUUCAAUAAUAAGUAUAAGCUAUCACUCCAUGUUUACACUGCCACCAUUUUAAUUUUUUCAGCAAUAUGAUACCUUACUUUCCAUCCCCCCCCCCCACCCCUGCACGCAUAAACUAAAAGCUGGAAUUGCCUAUUGUGUACCUUCUUUAUUUUGCUUUACUCAGAAGACAAAAUAUGCUGGUACAAAAAUUAUUAUUAAAAUGGACGGUGAUGAUGAUUGAACAGUUGAAUGCUUUGAUAUGCAUAUUCCGAUUCUUCCGGCCUCAACUGCAUUAUAGAAAUUAUCCUAUUGUUGUUAAGCUCAGGAUUUCAUGCGCCUGGUAUAAAAAAAAAUCAAUUCAAUUGUGUUUACGCACUCACUUGUGUUCAGAAUAGUGCUCAGCCAUUCAAGUUAUAACAAUAGGAUAUUUCUAUAGUGUCACUUUCUUUUUUGGACACCCUGCAGUUCAACUGCAAUUUGUACCCUGCGCAGAACGUGUUAUUUGGAUGCGCAGUCGAAAUUGCUUAUACAGCUAUUAUUAUUUUUUUCGGGGGACACUCAUAUCAUGUUCUAAUUUCUAAGCAAUCUUAAUUUCCGGAAAGUAUUCAUGUUUUUUUCUUGAAGCACAAACUUUCCUGAACAUUGUCUUAAUGGUAUUAUAUUUUCUGCAGGUUCGUCAUCUUGGCAAUGAUGAAAUUUGGAUAGUGUGGUCAGAACACUCGCGAGAUUUUCGUCAUGGUAUAGUGAAUGCUGAGUUUGGCGAUGUCGUGAUUGUCAUCUAUCCCUUACAGAAUCAUCUUUUCAGAAUACAGAUGUUGAAAAAAGGAGAUGUGAGUUCCAUCAUCUUUUUCAUUCUUUUCAUUCCCUUCGAUGAGACUAAGGAAUGUUGGAGUCGAUUGUAGUGUUGUGUAUGAAAUUGUACUCCUUGUUCUAACUCGUAGUUUCAGUAUUAAAUGAAUACCCUUAAAAGCACUUCAUUUAAGGUAAUUCCGCAGUAAUUGUUCCCGAAAUGAGGAUGUGCUGAAACUUCCCAGGCAUGGAGUUUAUGAUAUACUUAAAGUAAAAUCACACAAAAAAGUCGAGGUCACCGAACUCGUUAAGAAGAUAUGACAAACACAAUAUACCACCUUUAUCCCAAUAUGGCGCCAUCUUGACGCUCAUUACGAGUAACAGCAAACUCACAACAGCCCGAUAUUUAUUGACGUUUUUAGCGCGGAUUUUGCUUUAGUAAACCUAUCUUGUAAUUAUUUUUGAGAAAAUAUUGUGUUUUGAGCAAAAUGAAACUGCUAACAUGUACAAUUCUGAGCCACAAAUGUCUUUUGCAUAUUUCUUUACAUAUCUUUCUUUGAGAACAUGCAUUGAUAAAGCAUUUUUUUUUUCAAGAUCCAGAAAUGAUUUUUCUUUUAAUUUCGGAUAUGAAAUGUAAAAUGCAUUAAAGAAAUAAAUUAUUAGUUAAAAAAUGGGGGUCACCGAUCUUUUUAGGGAAUUGUGGCAUUAAAACGUGAAAUACAAGUAAAUAAAUAUACUACAGACACAGGGAACCCUAGCUACACUUUUGUAUGCCUUUUUUGAAAACAUCGAUUUUAACGUAAUUAUUUGCACGAAUGUAACCAAAGAUGUUUUGAAGUAACAUAAAAUUGUCAUAAAAUGAUAUUUUGUUUUAAACGGUACGUAUAAUGGAUGAAAUUAUAAGUUAUAAGAUGUGCGCAGUAAAAGUGCGCAAUGCAAAACUGCGGAAUUACCUUAAAGACUAAAUGUUUAUACCUUGCUUGUACCAGCCCAAGUACACGGCAAUAACCGUAGGAGUACCAGUCAGGUACAACUAAAAAUCUUGAAUUAUCGCACCCUGUUACCUCUCUGUGUAAUAAUUCCCUCUUUUCUCUUUUUCAGAUCCCUUAUUUCGGUCCUUUGUUUGACGGAGCAAUCGUAGAUCGUCGUGUCCUCCCGCCGUUGGUUCGGAUGACGGCUGUGAAUGCAAGUCGUGCUAAGCGAUCCCUGAUCCCUGGCAUGCAGACUUAGUAUCCUUUAGUGUAUAUUAUGUUGUCCUGUAACUCGUAAAAGUUCUGUUUUUACUAUGAGCAUAAAAUAAACUUCACCUCUGGGAAGUUUCAGCAAAUUCUCAUUUCCAGAACAAUUACUGAUGAAUCACCUUAAAACCUUCGAUGUCGUUUGGGUAUUCUAUGCGAAUUCACUGACUAUUGCUAUUUAGGGGUUAUUUGUGAAGAAAGAUUAGUCCUUUUCAGAGGGAAAUAGAGUUUAGUAAUGUAAGCUUUGACUCGUAUACAAAAGUGUAAGUCAUUUUGUUUUCUGCCUUUGCCGUUUUCGGUUGCUAAAAUCACUAUUAUCACCACAUUCCUUAACAUUUCCCCAGCUACGAAGAACGAGCCAGCUGUAUCAGUAACAUAGUCACCCACCACAAAGAAACGACGGUGUUUGAAGAUUUCACAGGACAAGUCUUCUGUCCAGUUCCUAGAAAGACUGAAGAGAACAACCAAGUAUUUUCAAUCUCUAGUCAUCUUAGACAACAGGCCUCCGGUGGGGAGUCUCCUGCUGCAAAACGCGAAGGAUACAGUACCUUGCCUUCUUCCAAAACUAUAGCUAAGACUAUUGCAGGUAAAUGUAUAACUUUGGGGACUUAUUGAGCAUUUAUGUCUACUGCCGGGGUUUUUUUGGAAGAUGAUUGAGUUUUAGUAGAAAAGCACUCCCCCACUUCCAUCAAAACCCUUCACUUCCUCAUAAAAUUAUUGAUUUUGCCUUGUUGACCCCUCAUUUCUCGCAUUAUGUUUCCCUUCGACCUCGCCCUUCAACGUUGACUGUAAUCAUGGCUUGGCCAGCCAAUAGAGAGGUUGGUAGGAGGGCACUUUGCCCCAGGAGGGAGGGGCUACAACGUUAAAAUAAUUUUGGUGGGGAUUAUAGUGUUUCUUCAAAGCUUGUCUCACAAUGCGAGAAAUGUUGUUCUAGGGCUCUAGAAAAUCAAAAUUUCCGCUUGUGUUCGGAAUUUACGUACGAUCUUUCUCAACGGCCAGUUUAUAAUAGUUUAUACCACAUAUCAGUCCUAAGUAUUCUCUAGUUUUAAUCACUUCGCGUAUCUUCAGUUAUAAAAUGUUGUAUUUUGGCUGAUGAGAAAGAUCGUAACUCAAUCUUUACGACCGUUAAUGUUUAUCAAACCCGUGAUAAGAGCUUUAUCUCGUUAUUAAACGAAUCACCCUGGUUAACUGGGCCAGUCCGGCUCCACAUGCACAGCUCCUAGGGUUCCAGUGUAAAAAUAAUCCAUGAUGGAGCCGUACAGUCAAUUUAUUCUAGAUGAUAAAUUAAUCUUUCGUUAUCCAUACUAUUCUGUUCUUCAUAUACAGUUGAAAAAGAGUUGGCAAUAUCAGGGACAUUGUCAUUACCUGAAGGACUUCACAAAGUCGUGCAAAGUGAUAGUACUUUCUCCGCUCCAAAGUUGGGAGGAAAGAAAAUGUCUUUCAGAAGAAAACUCACUCCUUCAACCACCAAGGAAGAAAAUGCUGAAUAAAAACAUCGGUAUAUUUGUAAAUUAUUGUAUAUGAAUGAAUUUAGGACGAAAUUAUUAUCUUUGAAUAGUUAGAUGAUAGUAAUACAAUUGUAAACAAGCAUAUAUAAGUUCAGCUUCUAACACUAUCUGAAUUUGUGUUGGUCAAGUGGAGUCGAAAACUGAUUAUUGUGGGUGUAACCUGGAGUGAAUACUAUCGAGGCCCUCAUAGGGUUUUAGGACUAUGGAUUAUUUGGGAGCUUAUUUAGAGAAUGGAUACGGAUUAUUUAUGCUUAAAUAACAGGAUUAUUGAUUAUUGAAACCGGAUUUUAGGAUUUAGGAUUGUUGACCUAUUUUAUGGGGUAUCUUUGUUUAGAGAAAAAAGAUACGGAUUAUAUUAUUCAUAUGAACCGUAGAAAAUGGAAAGAGCACCUCAAUAUUAGUAAAUUGCAAAGUUUCAAACGGCAUAUUCAUACAAAAUACAUUGAAUUUAAGACUGAAAAUCCUAGUUUGCUCGACAUAUUGUAACGUUUUCCCUAGAAAUUUCCAUAUAAGGUAUUAAAAUUAAUAUUAAUUUUGAGCAUCUCGCACGAUAGAACAAAGUUUUUAAAGACUUUUCACAAAUCUGUAAAUUAUAAAUUCAUUUUCCGAUCAAAUUAACACAGUUUACAUUGUCAGUGUUCGAAAACAAUCAUGCUAUAUAUUAAAAUUAUCCAAUGUUAGAAGUCGUUGGAUGCUAUGAUCGUAAUAUGGUUUUGAGAUUUGAAAUUUUGAGUUCGCUUUGAACGUCUAUCACAACACAAUGUUUCCUUCAAUCGUGUCUGCACUGGGAAGAAAAAAUAUAAUCCGAAAUCGAAGCGUUCGGAAAUCAGAAAAGCUAGAAUAUUUGAGAGAAACGUCGCCAGAUAUUUUUGAAGAAUGUUUUGAAGAUCUUGAG